Tachysurus fulvidraco (yellow catfish) is the source of this 1052-nucleotide messenger RNA. Its product is annotated as glutathione S-transferase Mu 3-like. Gene Ontology annotation, molecular function: glutathione transferase activity. The record is from RefSeq and is a predicted model, not a curated record. The coding region runs from base 120 to 779 and encodes 219 amino acids. The transcript is spliced from 8 exons. Gene Ontology annotation, biological process: glutathione metabolic process. NCBI's taxonomy places the organism in Eukaryota, Metazoa, Chordata, Actinopteri, Siluriformes, Bagridae.
CGAAUUUAAUGGCUGUCCGGAAGUGACGCAAACAGGACUCGUGUAGUGGGCGUGAAUCCGAGUUUCUUUAAACCGUUGCAGAGUCUCUGGUGUGAAUUCACACAAUUGUUGUAUUCAAGAUGGUGAUGAAGUUGGUUUACUGGGAUAUUCGAGGGCUUGCUCAGCCCAUUCGCCUGCUGUUGGAGUACACCAGCACUGAAUGGGAGGAUAAAUUCUAUUCCUGUGGUGAAGCUCCCAAUUAUGAUAAAAGCUGCUGGUUCAAUGACAAAGCCAAGCUUAAAAUGGACUUUGCUAAUCUGCCCUACCUUGAGGAUGGAGAGAGGAAAAUUGUGCAAAGUAACGCCAUAAUGAGAUACAUUGCCCGCAAACACAACCUCUGUGGGGAGACUGAGGACGAGAAGGUCAGAGUGGAUAUCUUGGAGAAUCAGGCAAUGGACUUCCGCAAUGGAUUUGUCAUGCUCUGUUAUUUCGAUUUCGAUAACAAAAAGCAGGGCUACCUGGAUGCCCUGCCAGGAGUUCUGAAGCAAUUCUCUAAUUUUUUGGGAGAGAGGAAGUGGUUUGCUGGUGAUAAGAUCACAUUUGUGGACUUCAUCAUGUAUGAAUUGUUGGAUCAGCACCGUAUGUUUGAGCCCAAAUGCCUGGACAACUUCAAGAACCUCAGUGAUUUACUGGGCAGAUUUGAGGCACUUGAGAAGAUCUCAAACUACAUGAAAUCCAGCAGGUUCUUAAAAGCACCUGUAAACAACAAGAUGGCAAAGUGGGGAAACAAGAAGGAAUGAAAACAGUGGCACUUUUCUGCUGGUGGUACCUUUAUGGUACCGCUAAUGUAGAUGAUGAUGAUAAUGGAGUUUUUGCCGAGCAACGUUUUAAAUCACUUUAAAAAUGCAUUGGAAACAAUAUGAAUAAAAAUACAAGCAAAGCACUUAUUAGUUGUUUAAAGCAAAUACAGGUGUGACAUUUAAAAUUGUGAUUGUGUUUACUACACUUAAAGAGGGACACACUGUGCACCAUUCUUAUUUCCACUGAAUAAAAACUGGAAGAUUUUUGCUCAA